Sclerotinia sclerotiorum 1980 UF-70 is the source of this 213-nucleotide messenger RNA. RefSeq lists its product with no specific name. Lineage: Eukaryota; Fungi; Ascomycota; Leotiomycetes; Helotiales; Sclerotiniaceae. The record is from RefSeq and is a predicted model, not a curated record. The coding region runs from base 1 to 213 and encodes 70 amino acids. The transcript is spliced from 2 exons.
AUGUAUCUUUACUGGCAGAAAAGAAUCUCUCAAGUUCUACCAAUACAGGCAACCGCACAACACAUAACUUCGAGAAAUAUCCAUACAUCGACUGCUCAGUACUCGAAGCUCUCGAAUAACUUAGCUCACAAGACGAAACUAAGAGCCUACGCCGUUGUGCAGGGUCUACAAUCUACAGUAGGAAACAGAGCUUUACGGAUACACGGAGUCUAG